CUGUGAAGGGGAAAAAACGAGAGAGGGAAAAUGAAAGGUUUGUCAGGGACAGGAAAACAGCAAUGAGAGAGCAUUCCAGCGCCAGACAAUGAGGGGUGGGACACAGCUGUGUAUUUCAGAAUCUGUAAUCUAACUCUUAAAUCAGGAACACGGCGAGGUCUGGGUUGUACUUUAUCGAGAUGAAGUCUGAGGAAGGAGUCGCUGGAGGAGGAAUGUUUAUUUAGAAGCGGAAGCCCUCCAGCAGUGCUCCGGAGCCCUCGCUUCGAAUUCACCGUUUAUCACCUCGAGAUUUAGCUGAAGAUUAGCCGUGUUAGCCGAGCCUCCGCUCGUCUGCGCUUCCCCUAGAGCUUAUUUUGGUAACAGCGACGUCAUUUUCUUCAUAUUUCGCGUAAGAAGGAAGCUAACAGUGCACUUGGAGACGAGGCGUUAAGAAGCUAGUAAACCUGGCGUAACUGUAUGGUCUUCUCUAAAAGUCGAGGUUGUCUGUCAGCGAAGCUGAGGAUGUGCUAAUACGGCGUGGUUUUUGCACAUCUGGAUACCAGAGGCACUGACUGUGGUGUGGUUUGGCAACUCCUCCUUAAAGUCCUCAAAGUGGUGCUAGAAACUUAAUCGUUUCCAUUCAGGAGCACUUUAGUGACAAUAUGUGAACUGAAGGUACGAUUUCAUGACGGAUGAACAUCUUGUUGCUCACUGAUCGAUAAGGAAGAGGAGGAGUGACGGACAGAGCCGGAGGAGAAAGCAGAGAUGGAAGACGCUGCAAGGCUCUCACUGCUGCUCGCUUUGAUGUGUUCAGGAAUCCACACCGUUCUCACAGCCCAAACCAUGGAAGACAUGUUGUGGUGUGUGUGUGAGCAUGCACAUACGUGUGACAGUCCAGGCAGUUGUAGGGGUGAUAUCUGCUUCUUUACAAUGGUCCAUGGGCAGGUAACUAGAGGCUGCUUUAUGAUGGAACAUCGUGAACAGUGCUUAGUGUCCAGUAUCCCUAGUGUGUAUGUCCACUGCUGCAAUACCGACUACUGCAACGCCAACACAACAGUCCCCACAAAAGUAGAGCCGAGUAAGCCAGACAGUGUGAUCCUGCUAGUGGCUGUGCCUCUGUUGGUGGUGCUGGUGGUGUUUAUAGCGUUGUUAGGACUGGUGCUGUGGCGGCGUUCCCGACGACAGCACCAGCAUCUGCAAGAGCAUGAGCCUUCCAUGCUCAAAGUGCCCUGUGGAGGAGACCCCACCUAUGGGGACAUCUUUGAUGAGUUUUGCACAUCAGGCAGCGGGACUGGGCUGCCUUACCUAGUGCAGAGGACCAUGGCUCGACAGAUCUCCUUAGUUGAAUGUGUUGGCAAGGGACGGUAUGGAGAGGUGUGGAGGGGCACAUGGAUGGGAGAGAGUGUGGCUGUAAAGAUCUUUUCAUCUCGAGAUGAACAGUCCUGGUUCCGAGAGACGGAGAUCUACAACACUGUCCAGCUACGACAUGAAAACAUCUUAGGUUUUAUUGCAUCAGACAUGACAUCCAAGAACUCCAGUACACAGCUCUGGCUGGUCACUCAUUUCCACGAGCUGGGCUCCCUCUACGACUUCUUGCAGUACAGCACUUUGGACCCUGAGGGCUGUUUGCGCAUGUGCCUGUCCGUGGCCAGUGGUCUGGUGCACCUGCACACGGAGAUCCUUGGCACCCAGGGCAAGCCUGCCAUCGCCCACCGUGACCUCAAGAGCCGCAACAUUCUGGUGAAGAGGAACGGCCAGUGCUGCAUCGCUGACCUGGGUCUGGCAGUCAUUCACUCUCUAUCGAACGACUACUUAGAUGUGGGGAACAACCCAAGAGUGGGCACCAAGCGCUACAUGGCUCCAGAAGUCCUGGAUGAGAGCAUUCGUGUGGACAUCUUUGAGUCUUACAAGCAGACUGAUAUCUGGGCUUUGAGCCUCGUUCUGUGGGAAAUAACCCGUCGCACCACCGUAAAUGGAAUCACAGAGGAAUACCGUCUGCCCUUCUUCGAUGUGGUUCCCUCUGACCCCAGUUUUGAGGAGAUGAAGAAAGUGGUGUGUGUGGACCAGUACAGGCCUUGCCUUCACAACAGGCUGCACUCUCAUCCGAUCCUGUCUACCAUUGCUAAAAUUAUGAAGGAGUGCUGGUUCCAGAGCCCCUCAGCUCGCCUCACUGCCCUACGUGUGCGUAAGACCCUGGCAAAGCUGGACCAGGACCAGGACGGCAGCACGGACAAACUCAAAGUGGAUGUCUAGAACUCUAGUUCCUAACACACAGCACCUUAAGAUGGACCCAAGUGCCGUGUUUCAAACUGUUCGGGUUCCAUCCUCACUUCAUGUGCCUUUUAACAAUAGCCUCUAUCCUAAGUUCUUCUCUUGCGCUUCAGCCGAGGAGGCCACAGCUUUGUUGGACUGACUGAAGCCCACAGCUGUGCUUCUUCCCGGGACUGCAAUAUUGCCGCUGUUGAAGGAUUUACCACAUUUAUCAGCAUGGUGACUCAGUUAUGAGUGAAAGUGAGCCAUAAGCCAACCGAAAAGCACUCUAGGGUCGAGCAAAUUGCGAGUGUUUUUCUGUCAGUGUUUUUAUGAAUGUGUUUGUCAGGAUAUGAGCCAUACUGGACUUCCCAGUGGAGGAGUUUCCUGAAAUUCCUUCAUGAGUUUCGUGCAAGUUUUCCUCCUCCGCUAAAUACUUAAUGUCUUAGAACAGGCCGCCCUGUACGUAUUCUAUUUUUUCACGUCAUGUUGUACAUGUGUAUUUUACCAUUUUGUAGUUUUUCCGAAAGCCUUCGGAAUGACAUUUUUAAGCAUAUAUCCAUGAAUAAGCACUGCAGUGAUAACACUUACAUUGCUUAGGUCACUGAAAAACCUUGUAUCUCCAUUUUUCGUUAUUUUUGACUUUGUUGCAUGAUUUGAAAACCCAAGCUACCCUUUAAAGUGCGUUCACUUUCCUUGACAAACGGACCAACAGAAAUGGUCCAAAGUUACUUGGAAAAAAUCUUAUUCCAUUAUUUUCCAUUAUAGGUUGAAAAAUAUUUUUCCUUCUCCUAUAAAGUUACAUUUUAGAGAUACAAGAUUUUGUUCCGACAGUGACGACACGCAAUAUUCAUAUUGAAACUGAGAACCUAGGAUAGUAUUUUAUUGUUAAAUAGUAUGUUUCAACCCAAAGUUGUUUUCAUGUAGUAUAUCUUUUAUAUCAUAUUCUUUAAAUAUUUUUUCAUAAUUAUUUUUUUAAAAGAAUUAUUUACUAUUGUUUUGCACAGAACAUGAAUAUUACUCUCACUCCAAGUAAUGGUAUUUAAAGGAGAAAUAAAACUACACAAUAUUUAAGUUAA
This is a messenger RNA of Colossoma macropomum (tambaqui), 3308 nucleotides long. RefSeq names its product activin A receptor like type 1 (gene acvrl1). Gene Ontology annotation, cellular component: BMP receptor complex; plasma membrane. The record is from RefSeq and is a predicted model, not a curated record. Gene Ontology annotation, molecular function: ATP binding; transforming growth factor beta receptor activity, type I; SMAD binding. Gene Ontology annotation, biological process: BMP signaling pathway; dorsal/ventral pattern formation; transforming growth factor beta receptor signaling pathway. The transcript is spliced from 10 exons. The coding region runs from base 745 to 2232 and encodes 495 amino acids. Lineage: Eukaryota; Metazoa; Chordata; Actinopteri; Characiformes; Serrasalmidae.